Portunus trituberculatus (swimming crab) is the source of this 882-nucleotide messenger RNA. Its product is annotated as KRAB-A domain-containing protein 2-like. Gene Ontology annotation, molecular function: nucleic acid binding. The coding region runs from base 1 to 882 and encodes 293 amino acids. Lineage: Eukaryota; Metazoa; Arthropoda; Malacostraca; Decapoda; Portunidae. Gene Ontology annotation, biological process: DNA integration. The transcript is spliced from 4 exons. The record is from RefSeq and is a predicted model, not a curated record.
AUGGAUGGAGUGAAGUUCUGUGAAGAAUGUCAACUGAAAAAGUCCAGUGUCCGGAAGUCUGUGGUUGUCAAGCCAAUUCUCUCGAACAGCAUGAAUUCAAGGUGCCAGGUUGACUUGAUUGACAUGCAGAGUCAGCAAGACGGGGAGUAUCGGUUCAUUUUGAACUACCAAGAUCACCUAACUAAGUUUGUGUGCCUCCGACCUCUGAAGACGAAAACUGCUGAGGAGGUCGCCUACCACCUGGUAGACAUAUUCUGCGACAAAGGUGCUCCUCAUAUCCUACAAUCUGACAAUGGUCGAGAGUUUUGCAAUAAGUUGAUUACGGAAGUCCUCGUCCUGUGGCCCGGGUGCAAGUUAGUCCAUGGCAAACCACGUCAUUCUCAAUCUCAAGGUUCUGUAGAAAGGGCUAACAAAGACGUUGAAGCAAUACUUGCCUGCUGGCAAAAAGAUUAUAACACAACAAAAUGGUCUGAGGGACUGCGCUUCGUGCAAUGGCAGAAGAACACACGGUUUCACAGAGGAAUUGGGAGAACACCCUAUGAAGCAAUGUUUGGCCAGAAAUCUCAUCUUGGCGUUACUGCAACGAAUUUACCGGAGGACGUAGUGGAUGGAUUAGAGACGGAGGAGCAGCUCGCUGAAGCAUUAGCAGCUGAUAACAUUCAGGACAGCACAACUUCCAUGUGCAAGGACUGUGGAGGUCCUUGCUCUAUGGAUGAUGAUAUCUGCCAUCUCUGUGAACGAAAGCUGGGGAUUCAAGCUGAACGAGAAGGAGCUAGAAGAAAGCAACACAGUCAAGCAGAGAAAAUGCAGCUGGUGUCAACUAUGCGAUUCAAGAAAGCGGAGGUCGGUGACAGUGUAAUGGUUCCGAUCCCCUCUUGUUGA